AUGGCCGCCCUAUCCAACCCCCUUGCUACCCCCGAGCAGCUCGCCUCCUCCGGCUCGCGCCUGGACGGCAUCCCGUCCGACCUCGACGACUCGAUUCGCUUCGCCGCCGCCCGCCUGACCCAACUGGCCGGCGUCCUGCUCCGCCUUCCGCAGGACAUCAUCGCCCAGGCCAUCGUUCUCUUCACCAGAUUUUGGGUCGGCGCCGAGGGCGGCAGUCUCGCCGAUUGUGCGGCAAAAGAUGUCUCCGCUGCAGCGCUAUACCUCGCCGCCAAGCUGUCAGCCUACCCCCGCCCCCCGCGUAGCGUUCUCAACGUUUACGCCUACCUCGACGCCUUCCCGGCCACGUUGGCCGACGCGGCGCAGUACAGCACCAAGCUCGAUCCAACGACGUACUACCUCAGCGAAGGCGACUACCAUGCGCUACGCAGCCUCCUAAUGCGGAACGAGGCACGCCUGCUGCGCACGCUCGGCUUCCAGACGCACGUCGCGCUGCCGCACGCCCUGUGCGUCAGCUAUCUGCAAGCGCUGGGCGCGGUGCCAGGCGGCACGGCCGGGCAGGCCCUCGCCGCGCGUGCCCUCGCCCACCUCAACGCCGCCUUACUGAGUCCCCAGCUGUUGUAUCUUACACACCAGCCACCCGCCCUUGCUACCGCUGCUAUCUACCUCGCCGCCAGGGAGGUCGGCGUAAAGCUGCCUGCUGACGAGUGGUGGGAAGUCUUCGACACGGACCGCGAGGAGCUUGGAUUCCUUGUCGUCGCCUUCAUGAGCUUGCCUGAUUUCGCGCGAGAGGAGAAGGCCAAGUGGGGGGCUGGCAAGGUCCCCUUGACGCUCCCUGAGGUCGAGGCCGAACUUGAGAAGCGGCGCAUCCUUGCGCGCGAAGAGUGAUAGGAUCGCCCGCUCCACUUCCCUAUUUGGGUACAUAAUACCCGACGUGCCGACUUACGGUCACCCCUGCGUCACCAGCUGCAAACAUGUUUCGAAGCUUGACGAUUCUAAAAGGCUUGAUCGUCGGUUCUCCUGUUAAAAGCUGCCCCGGCACAUCGGCAGGCUCGACAAUGCACAAGGC
Molecule: messenger RNA, 1066 nt
Organism: Aplosporella prunicola CBS 121167
Lineage: Eukaryota; Fungi; Ascomycota; Dothideomycetes; Botryosphaeriales; Aplosporellaceae
Exons: 2
Coding region: 1-885 (294 amino acids)
Biological process (GO): regulation of transcription by RNA polymerase II
Cellular component (GO): nucleus
Molecular function (GO): cyclin-dependent protein serine/threonine kinase regulator activity
Source: RefSeq, a predicted model, not a curated record